GCUCUGUUUUGGGUAUGGUUGAGCCAUUUUUGACAGAGUUAUAUCCCUUAUACUGAGAUAAAUGGGAUUAAAUCCAAUCAUUUGAGGAGGGGGCAUAGGCGUUCUACAAACAUUUAUUUCUUUUGGCAUGGAAUGAUAGGAAGUGUAAUGUCUUACCAUUUUUCAUCACUAUUUUGACAUACCCACAUGUGAUUUUGUUUUUUAUUUACAGGAGGAUGAAAGCAAUCAAGACCCAGCCUUACAUGAACAGACUAGAAGCAGAGUGAUAGAGGGUUUAAAAGGCAGGAAGGUUACAGUGUUGUACGAGGGAUCAGCUGCUGGAAGAGCCUCUACUGUUGCUACCCCCCGCCGUGAGCCGUGCUACCUUAAGGAGCUUACAACAGAUGAGAGCGAAGUUGUCGAACUUCAGAUGGGGUACUUUAAGGACAACAAGAUCUGCACCUCCUCACAAACAGAGAAAGUGGUUGUAAUCCAGGAUGAGACUGAGAUAACAGACCUUCUGGCCAAGCAGAAUGAAGCAAAGAAGAGGAAGACUGUGUCAACCCAAACAGACUCUCGUACUUCUUGUGAAGCAAGUGUGCAAACAGAAUCCUAUGGUGGAGAGCAGUCUUCAGUUCAUGGCAAACUAGACGAGAUUCUCAGUAUUCUACGUGCAACUUCUGCUGACCUUUCAUUAAAGACCAACAACAUUGCCAAUGUAAGCGACAUCGUUAGAUGGGUAACAGAAAACACAUCGACUCCCAAGCCAGGGCUACCAUCAAUCACAAUUGUGCCUGUGGAAGACUCCAUCCUGGAAAUUCCAGCACGUUACCGCCCAAGUGCAACACCUGUGAUAGAAGUAAUUCAGGAGGAAGAGAAAAGACCUUCACCUGUGAAAGUUCGAUGUUUAACACCACUCAGAUCACCACUGAGAUCCUCUCCACUUGUAGCCUGCAGAUCUUCACCACUUAGAUCAUCACCUCGCCUUGCCUGCCGCUCAUCUCCUCUGAGGCGCCCUACGUCACCUCCAGCCAGCAGCUCCUCACCAUCCUUACCAUCGCCAUCUUCAGCCCGCCACUCUUCGCCAUCAAGUUCUCUGCCAGCUCGUCGUGCCUCUCCAUUAACAGCAAAGAAGACUCUCUUUGCCGAGGAAAACGUUGAUCAUGAGGGAUCAGAAGAUGGUGUUUCCACAGUCCAGGAAGUAGCUCAUAGAGUAAACAACAGAAAGAAGAGCAAAGACGAUCAGGUUUUGACAGUGCCCUGUAGCUCAACUGCAACAAUCCUCGAAAUCAAAGAUGUCACCGAUGUAGUCCCAGGAGAUUUUGAAUUCAGAAUACGACGGGAUAUCCUUGCUGAUGUGAAGUCAACAGCCUGCUCCGAUGGAAACUUCAUGUGGAUUCUGACCAGGAAGUUAUUCCGAGAGGAUGAACUUGUCGAGAGGAACUUCUUUGGAAGGAAAGGGAGGAAACCCAUAUCUCCCCGAAGGAAGAGGGCACUAACACAUGCUUACAUUGCGUCAUGUGGAACAUCCUACAAGGAAUUCACCAAGGCAGUGAACAGCAUCAAUAACGGCAUUCGAUCUCUAGGACGUUGAUGAUUAUGAUGUUACUGUAUUACUACUUUUAGGUUAGUCCACGAAAAGUUCCAAUGUUAGAGUUCCAAAGAGGUUGUUUGUUUUAAUACUACCACAAUUAUGUCAAUGAUUGAAAGUGAUACUUAUGAUUAUGCUUUGCAGAAUAUACUUUUGUACUUCUUGUAACAUAUGAUCCUUUAUCAUGUUUAUAUAUAUGGAGUCAUAAGAUGUAAAUACAUAUAAAUUUACGUAAUGUCAUGUUUAACUAUAUAUUUAUUUAUUUGAGAAAAAAAGAAGAUAAAAAGUUUUAUCUCAUUGCAAUUUUUUUUUUAAUAAUGUGGCAAUAAAAAUUAAUGAUAUUAUUGCUGGUUUGCAUCAUUGAGAGAUUUUUUUAAAAUCAGAUAUGAGGUAGUUCAGAGGCCUAGUUGCUAUACAAUAUCUGUGUAGACCAAUAUGUAUGAUAGAAUCCUUAUCCCUAGAUAGAUUGCAGUCAGAUGUACAUGUAUGCAUGUAACAUUCGAGAUUGUUACAGUAGCUUUUUGUAGCCCCUAAAACAUUGCAUAGGCAGAUAACAAAACUGUAUAAUUUGUUUGAUGUACUCUGACCAACCCUAUAAAAUGUCCCUAGAUUUUUUUUGUUGUUGUUUUAUAUUUAAUUUUUUAUUUGGUAUCAAGAGAAAUACAGUGUUUCAUUUUUAAAGUUAAGUUUUACCAUUUCUUAAGAUUUCAGAAUAUCAGAUAUGCAAAGCUGUUCAGUGUUACAUAAAAAGAUCAGUAAAUAUCUAAGUUGUAGACUUCAAUGACUACCAUUAGUUUGUUUGAAAGAGCACCCUUAAGACUGCCACAAAAAAUAAAACUGUCCUUGAGAAAUAUGGGUCAAAGUACAUCAAAUAAUAC
Saccostrea cuccullata (small rock oyster) is the source of this 2448-nucleotide messenger RNA. RefSeq lists its product as uncharacterized. NCBI's taxonomy places the organism in Eukaryota, Metazoa, Mollusca, Bivalvia, Ostreida, Ostreidae. The record is from RefSeq and is a predicted model, not a curated record. Bases 410 to 1573 code for a protein of 387 amino acids. The transcript has 2 exons.